UUUGGAGGAUGUUAACUCACAAGGAAAAGUCUUUAAUCAUCACAUUUAUAUUGCGCCUUUCAAGACACUUUACAGAUCAUUAUUCAUUCACUCCACACUCAGUGGUGUAAACUACUACUGUAGCCACAGCUGCCCUGGGACAGACUGAUGGCAAAUCCAGCUGUUGUGGCUUAAUUUGAACAGAAUCUUUCUUUGACUCCAGUGGAGUUUCUUUUUCCUCCUCAAUUGGUUCUUUUGGUAGAGAUUUUGACUGGUUGAUUACAUCCUCACAAACGGCGGCUUGUUCCUCAAAUUUUUCAGUUUUGGAAUAAUCAGUGGUAAAGAUUUUUUCCACACUUGUUGUAAUUUCCUGUGCUGCUACUUUAACAAGAUCAGUAAAAGAUGACUGUGACUGAACCUCUUUGGCCUUCAACUCUAGACUUCUUGGAUCCUUUUUGGAGAGUUCAGUCUCACUCUCUGUCAGCUCCUGUGGCUCAGCUGAAAUUCAAAGGAGCAAACUCAACCUCAGUCAGAAACUGUAUCAGUGCCAACAGAGAAGGUCCAAGAAACUGAAAAAGACAAAGAAACUCCACUGGAAACGUCCAAAGACUGUUCAGAUUGAGCUCACACACACUACACUGUCUUACUAGCCAAUGUGGGUGAAGUGUCUUGCCUAAGGACACAACAACACUUUUUACACUGGUACCUCACCUGGUGUUCCCAGUGGUCUCCCCAGGCCUGACCUCAGUUAGCUUCUGAGAUGUGACGAUCUCAGGCUCUGACAGUACAACUGCAAACAUGCUCUGCUUUAAUUACAUGUUUUCCCAAACUUAAGAAUUGCUUUACAUUGUUACAUAUCAUGACUAGACACAGACACAUCUCCAAAUCCAAGGCCAUGGUUUCCUUUUUAAAAAUAGGGAAGAAUUGGAGGAGCUGAUCGAGAGGAGCAGCUGAGGCUCAGGCAUCUGUCCCGCUGGGAGGAGGCCCCGGGGAAGAUCCAACAGGGACUAUCAGGGCAUCUGACAUGAGUCUGAACUCUCUCCUCCUCCUCUCCUCUGCCUCUCACAGGUGCAGCAGAUGGAGCAGGAGGUGCACAGACUUCAAGCCAAGUCGAAGCGCUCAGUGGAAGAGAGCGACCGAUUAAAGAGGCUGAGUUUGGAGUUCGAGUUUCAGAAGCGACUGAAUGAGAUGGAGGAGAGAGAAAGAGAGAUAGAGGAUGGGCAGAGAGAAAGAGAGGAGGAGGAGAAGGAGGGAGAGAGGGAGGACCUAGACAUCAUGAGGACCAUACAAGAGCUGGAGCCAAGGACCCGGGUCAAGAGAAACACAGGAAAUCCAACUUGUGCCCAAAAGGAAAAACAAACGAAAUUGAAAUUGUCGUGGAAAGAUGAUCAAGGAAGAACUGAUGAAAAACACAACGGAAAAGAUGCAAACAACAAAGCAGCCAAUCAAAUUUCAGAGGAGAAAGUGAAACCUCUGGCUCCUGAACAGCUGACGUUUAGAGAGCGACAGCAGCUGUUCUCUUUGGCCUCCAGUGCAUAAACAGAC
Molecule: messenger RNA, 1524 nt
Organism: Boleophthalmus pectinirostris (great blue-spotted mudskipper)
Lineage: Eukaryota; Metazoa; Chordata; Actinopteri; Gobiiformes; Gobiidae
Product: afadin-like
Exons: 4
Coding region: 1057-1518 (153 amino acids)
Source: RefSeq, a predicted model, not a curated record